Molecule: messenger RNA, 3845 nt
Organism: Sorex fumeus (smoky shrew)
Lineage: Eukaryota; Metazoa; Chordata; Mammalia; Eulipotyphla; Soricidae
Gene: OGA
Product: O-GlcNAcase
Exons: 16
Coding region: 422-3172 (916 amino acids)
Biological process (GO): glycoprotein metabolic process
Molecular function (GO): beta-N-acetylglucosaminidase activity
Source: RefSeq, a predicted model, not a curated record
GCGGCAGCGGCAGCGGCGACCUAGGGGGUUUCGGAGUCGGGGGAAAGCCGGGGAAGGACCGGGGUUCCGGGGACGGCGACAGCCACUCGCUGAGACGGAGGGACGGCGCUGCGGCCCUCCGCCUCCCCGGGACGAGAGGUCGCCGCCUCGCUCUCCGAGGGCCUCGCUCCUCUCCCAGCUGCCCGGCUCGGGCGGUGGCAGCGGCUGACAAAGGGCUCGCGCCGGUGCCGCCGCCCUUCGCAUCCGGGCAUCCGGGUCCCCGCGGAGAGGGCGGGGGCAGGGCGGAGGGGGAGGGGAAGCAGCCCGCGGGGCGCGCGCGCGAGCAGCCGAGCCCCCCUCUCCCGGGCUCCGGGCCGGCGGCCCAACGGACGGAGGCCGACGAGGACCCGCAGAGGUGGCGGCGGCCGUGGGCAGGAGGAGGAUGGUGCAGAAGGAGAGCCAGGCGGCGCUGGAGGAGCGGGAGAGCGAGCUCGGCGCCAGCGCCGCCGCCUCCGCGGGGGCCUCGUUGGAGCCGCCGGCAGCCGCGGCCCCCGGCGAAGACAGUCCCGGCGGGGCCGGGGGAGCAGUGGUGGCCGGGGCGGCCGGGGGCGCCCGGAGGUUCCUGUGCGGCGUGGUGGAAGGAUUUUAUGGAAGACCUUGGGUUAUGGAACAGAGAAAAGAACUCUUUAGAAGGCUCCAGAAAUGGGAAUUAAAUACAUACUUGUAUGCCCCGAAAGAUGACUACAAACAUAGGAUGUUUUGGCGAGAGAUGUAUUCAGUGGAAGAAGCUGAGCAACUCAUGACUCUCAUCUCUGCUGCACGGGAAUAUGAGAUAGAGUUCAUCUAUGCUAUUUCACCUGGAUUGGAUAUUACCUUUUCUAACCCCAAAGAAGUAUCCACAUUGAAACGCAAACUGGACCAGGUUUCUCAGUUUGGAUGCAGGUCAUUUGCUUUGCUUUUUGAUGAUAUUGACCAUAAUAUGUGUGCAGCAGACAAAGAGGUAUUCAGUUCUUUUGCUCAUGCCCAGGUCUCCAUCACAAAUGAAAUCUAUCAAUACCUAGGAGAGCCAGAAACUUUCCUCUUCUGUCCCACAGAAUAUUGUGGCACUUUCUGUUACCCAAAUGUGUCCCAGUCGCCUUAUCUAAGGACUGUGGGUGAAAAACUUCUACCUGGGAUUGAGGUGCUUUGGACAGGUCCCAAAGUUGUUUCUAAAGAAAUUCCAGUUGAGUCUAUUGAAGAGGUUUCAAAGAUUAUUAAGAGAGCUCCAGUAAUCUGGGAUAACAUUCAUGCUAAUGAUUACGAUCAGAAGAGACUCUUUCUGGGUCCAUACAAGGGACGUUCUACAGAACUCAUUCCACGGUUAAAAGGAGUUCUCACUAAUCCAAAUUGUGAAUUUGAAGCUAACUAUGUCGCUAUCCAUACCCUUGCCACUUGGUAUAAAUCAAACAUGAACGGAGUAAGAAAAGAUGUAGUGAUGACUGAUAGUGAAGACAGCACUGUGUCAAUUCAGAUCAAGUUAGAAAAUGAAGGCAGCGAUGAAGACAUUGAAACUGAUGUACUCUAUAGUCCUCAGAUGGCUCUAAAGCUAGCUCUGACAGAAUGGCUGCAGGAAUUUGGCGUACCUCAUCAGUACAGCAGUAGGCAGGUCGCACACAGUGGAGCUAAAGCAAGUGUGGUUGAUGGGACUCCUUUAGUCGCAGCAUCAUCUUUAAAUGCCGCUACUGUGGUUACAACGGUUUACCAGGAGCCCAUUAUGAGCCAGGGCGCAGCCUUGAGUGGUGAACCGACAGCUCUCACGAAGGAAGAAGAAAAGAAACAGCCAGAUGAGGAACCCAUGGACAUGGUAGUGGAGAAGCAAGAAGAAACAGAUCACAAGAAUGACAAUCAAAUACUAACUGAAAUUGUUGAAGCUAAAAUGGCAGAGGAAUUGAAACCAAUGGAUACUGAUAAGGAAAGCAUAGCUGAAUCAAAGUCCCCAGAAAUGUCUAUGCAGGAAGAUUGUAUUAGUGACAUUGCACCAAUGCAGACUGAUGAGCAGACAAAUAAGGAACAGUUUGUGCCCGGUCCUAAUGAGAAGCCUUUGUACACGGCAGAACCAGUGACUCUGGAGGAUUUGCAGUUACUUGCUGAUCUGUUCUAUCUUCCUUAUGAGCAUGGACCCAAGGGAGCACAGAUGUUACGGGAGUUCCAGUGGCUUCGAGCAAAUAGCAGUGUUGUCAGUGUCAAUUGCAAAGGAAAAGACUCUGAAAAGAUUGAAGAAUGGAGGUCACGGGCAGCCAAGUUUGAAGAGAUGUGUGGACUCGUAAUGGGCAUGUUCACUCGGCUCUCCAAUUGUGCCAACAGGACGAUCCUUUAUGACAUGUACUCCUAUGUUUGGGAUAUCAAGAGUAUAAUGUCUAUGGUGAAGUCUUUUGUACAAUGGUUAGGGUGUCGUAGUCAUUCUUCAGCACAGUUCUUAAUUGGAGACCAAGAACCCUGGGCCUUUAGAGGUGGUCUAGCAGGAGAGUUCCAGCGUUUGCUGCCAAUUGAUGGGGCAAAUGAUCUCUUUUUUCAACCACCCCCACUGACUCCCACCUCCAAAGUUUAUACUAUCAGACCAUACUUUCCUAAAGAUGAGGCUUCCGUGUACAAGAUUUGCAGAGAAAUGUAUGACGAUGGAGUGGGUUUACCUUUUCAAAGUCAGCCUGACCUUAUUGGAGACAAAUUGGUAGGAGGACUGCUUUCUCUCAGCCUGGAUUACUGUUUUGUCCUAGAAGAUGAAGAUGGCAUAUGUGGCUAUGCCCUGGGCACAGUAGAUGUGACCCCCUUCAUUAAGAAAUGUAAAAUUUCCUGGAUUCCCUUCAUGCAGGAGAAGUAUACCAAGCCAAAUGGUGAUAAAGAACUUUCUGAGGCUGAGAAAAUAAUGUUGAGUUUCCAUGAAGAACAGGAAGUGUUACCAGAAACUUUCCUUGCCAACUUUCCUUCUCUGAUAAAGAUGGAUAUUCACAAGAAAGUGACUGACCCAAGUGUAGCUAAAAGCAUGAUGGCUUGUCUUCUGUCUUCAUUGAAGGCUAAUGGUUCGAGGGGGGCUUUCUGUGAAGUAAGACCAGAUGAUAAAAGAAUUCUGGAAUUUUACAGCAAGUUAGGCUGUUUCGAAAUUGCAAAAAUGGAAGGAUUUCCGAAGGAUGUGGUUAUACUUGGUCGAAGCCUGUAACAUUUGUGUCAUAACUGUAAACUGUCCAAAAGUCUCUUAACUUCACCUAGUGGGUGGUGUUGAAGGGUCUUCAUGCAGUUUAGCCUCUGGAGUGACAGCAGAUCGGCCAAUUGGGAUUGGAAACAAAGAAGACUGUUGAAAUCUCACACUCAGACUACUCACAGGUUGGAAGAAGAUAGUAUUGCCUCAAAUCUUACAUGAAGCAGGGAUAUGGGCCUCCUUAUUUUGUGUCUUGAAUUAGGUGUCAAGACUUUUUACGUGGGCUUACAGGGAGGGGGGCCAAUAAAUGUAGUUGGCACUAUUUUAGGCAUCCAGUGUGGUUGCAUUUCUCACCUAAGAGUGAUCAACAUUUGUCAUCCUCCUCUGCUUAAUUGAAUGAAGUAUUUUUCAUUCUUUGGGGAUUUGGCAGGGAUAAGAAAGAUUUAGUGAGCUUCAGAGGCUUCAAGGUGGCGAUUCUCUGUGGGAUGACUGCAGCAUGGUUAAAAGCUGAAUAAACAGUUUCAGUUAUGGAUAGUUUUUCUGCCUUUUGUAAGCCACAGCCAGUCGUCUCCUAUAAUGACCAUUGGUUCAGGCAUGUUGUGCUUUUGUAGGGACAGAUGUGCAGUUGUUUGUGGCAAAGCCUAAAAAUUACAAACUUGUAAAAUUUUUGUACAUAAACUACCUGUGACCUGAC